Molecule: messenger RNA, 3587 nt
Organism: Oncorhynchus keta (chum salmon)
Lineage: Eukaryota; Metazoa; Chordata; Actinopteri; Salmoniformes; Salmonidae
Product: dystrophin-related protein 2-like
Exons: 24
Coding region: 385-3261 (958 amino acids)
Biological process (GO): synaptic signaling
Cellular component (GO): plasma membrane
Molecular function (GO): zinc ion binding; protein binding
Source: RefSeq, a predicted model, not a curated record
AAAGAGAAUCCUUCCCCAUAGAGAACCUAGACACUGCCAGUUCCAGUGAUUCAGCCACCCCCUGAGGAGGGUCACCCUUCCCUUCCCCCCUCAGCCUGCUCUUUGAGGCGCUGGAGGUCCCUGUGCAUGUGUCGUCCUCUGGAAGUCUACUUGAGUGCACUGAAGAUGAGGAUGAGUUAAUGUGGCAUUAUCCUCAUCGGCUCCGUUGCUGCUGGCUGCUGGCUUUCAUUUGCUUUUCAAUUUCUCUUCUCCUUUUGGCGCUGUGAGUGAUGCAGCAGGACGGGUGUGGCAGUGAGCAGAUUGUGGACGUACUUUCUCUCAGGAACCACAGAGACUUUUGGUUGUCCUCGGAACAUUGUCUAGUCUGUGGAACGAUUGAGCGCAAUGACUCACAGACUGCAUGAGGAGAUCCAUGUGAAACAGCAGCACAUUAUGCUAUGUCCUCCAGACCACAGUCACUCCAAUGGAAUGGAAUCAGGGCUCUGUGACUGGAUGAUCACCAACCUGACCAGGGACAUUGACCCUCGGGGACACCUCUCCAUGCCACAGUGUCAGUGUGAGCCACAGCCACACCUUGGGGUUCCGAGGGACCAGGAAUGGGCCAGAGACGGUAGACGAUCAGCCAGCCAGCAGGGAGGGCAGUGUGAAGACUGUGAGAUGUGUCUGUGGUGUAGGGGAGUCCAACACAAUCCUCAUAACACCAGUGAAGGACUGGAGACUCUCUCAGACAUUAAUGAGAGGCUUCAGCGUUCGCUACAGGGCAUCAUUGAUUGGCUAUCUGUGAAGGACGAGGAGCUAUCUGACAGUUUGCCUUUACAUGGCGAUAUAACAAGCUACAAACAUCAGAGUGAGAUACAUCAGGUUUUCGUUGAGGAGUUAAAGUCUCGGGGACCCUUUAUUUACUCGGUGUUGGAGUCCGCUCAGGCCUUUCUGUCACAAUGUGCCUCUGUGGAUCCAGAUGACAGCAAAGACGUGAGUACUCAACAGCAGAGUGUCGGUCGCUGGGUGUGGAGGCAGGCCGCAGUGGCCGGAGACCUGUGGGAGAGUGUGAUGUCACGCAGUGUUCAGCGCCACAAACACAUGCAGUGUACUCUGGAGCGCCUCACAGAGCUACAGGGGGCUGUGGGGGAGCUGUGCCUGGACAUGGAGCAGGCUGAGGGGGUGCAGGAGGCCUGGGGGCCCAUAGGAGACCUCCUCAUUGACUCACUGCAGGACCACAUCGAUGCCACUAAGUUGUUCCAGGAGGAGCUGACUCAGGGUCAGGAGGGCAUGAAGCAUGUCAACCAGCUAGUCCACCAGCUGACCAUCUCCAGUGUCCCCCUAUCAGAGGACAAAACCCAGGGUCUGCAGCAACUCAACACCAGGUGGAAACUGCUGGAGGAGUCCACUGAGAAGAGGCUGAGGCAUCUGCAGGAUGCCCACAGAGACUUUGGGCCCAGGUCCCAGCACUUCCUCUCUGGUUCAGUGCAGAUUCCAUGGGAACGUGCCAUAUCGCCCGACAAAGUGCCAUACUACAUUAACCAUCAAACCCAGACCACUUGUUGGGAUCAUCCACAAAUGAAAGAGCUCUACCAGGCACUUGCUGAUCUGAACAAUAUCAGGUUCUCUGCCUACCGAACAGCCAUGAAGCUGCGACGUGUACAACAGGCCUUGAGAUUGGACAAGCUGAGCCUUGGCUGUGCGGCAGCGGUUUUCCAGGGCCUGGGGUCGGGGUAUGAUGACCCCGUGACGGACGCUGUUGAGGUUAUGGAUGUCCUGGAGGUCAUCAAUGCUCUGACCAGCCUGUACGAGCAGCUGGAGGAGAAACAUGGCGUCUUGCUCGACAUCCCGCUCUGUGUGGACAUGUGUCUCAACUGGCUGCUCAACGUAUACGACAGUGGCCGUAAUGGGCAGCUGAGAAUCCUAUCCUUCAAGACAGGACUGGUGUGUCUAUGCAAUGCUGAGAUUCAGGAGAAAUGCAAAUAUCUGUUCUGGCAGGUGUCUGGGCCUGGUGGAUGUGCUGACCAGCCACACCUCAAUGCCCUGCUUCAGGAGAUAAUCCAGAUCCCAUGGCAGCUAGGAGAGGUGGCUGCCUUUGGAGGGAGCAAUGUGGAGCCAAGCGUGGCCAGCUGCUUUCGCAUGGCUCCUGGGAAGACCACCAUCCAGCUGUCCCACUUCCUGGAGUGGAUGAGCCUGGAGCCCCAGUCCAUUGUGUGGCUGCCCGUGCUGCAGCGAGUGGUCCAGGCAGAGAACGCCCAACACCAGGCCAAGUGCUCCAUCUGCAAACAGUGUCCCAUCAAAGGCUUCAGAUACAGAAGCCUCAAGCAGUUUAAUGUGGACAUUUGUCAGAGCUGCUUCCUGUCCGGGCGUACUACCAAGGCCAAGGCUUUAAUUUACCCCAUCAUGGAGUAUUACACCCCAACCACUUCAGGGGAGAGGAUGCGUGAUUUUGCCAAAACACUGAAGAACAAGUUCAGAUCAAAGCAGUACUUCAGCAAGCAUCCCCAGAGGGGUUACCUGCCUGUACAGUCUGUCUUGAGGUCAGGGAGUGAGGAGACGCCCAGCUCAUCCCCGAGGCUUCCCCACUCGGACACACACUCCAGGAUUGAGCACUAUGCCUGCAGACUUGCUGAUAUGGAGGACCAGAACUGCUCCUUCUUCAAUGAGAGCUUGGAUGAGGAUCAGUAUCUUGACCGUCUGGAGCAGGACUCCCUGGCCUCCUGUCAUCAUUACCUGGGUUAUACAGGCUGUGAGACCCAGGAUGAGCUGCAGAGGACACUGGCCAUGCUGGAGAAUGAGAACAGGGUGCUCCAGGGGGAGUACCGACGUCUGAAGUGGCAGCACGCUGAGGCCCAGGCAUGUCCACACCUGAGGGAGGGCUCUGUGGACCAGGAGGACUACCAGGACCGGGCCUUGCUGGCUGAGGCCAAAGGCCUGAGGCACCAUAAGGGCAGGCUGGAAACCCGCAUGCAGAUCCUGGAGGACCACAACAAGGAGCUAGAGUCCCAGCUUCACCGGCUCAGGGAGAUUCUACAACAGAACAGAGAGGGUUCAGAGGACAAUGUAUCGACUGGAACACCAUCAUCUGCGUACUCUCCUGUGUCACGAAGAGACCAGCUGGGGAGACAGCUAAGCUCAGGAGCCUCCAACACAGAACCCCCAGGGCCUGCCUUGGAGCCAGAGCAGGGUGUUACAGCCGAUCACCUUCAACAGGUCAUAGAGCAACUGAAAAACGUCUUCCCCUUAGAGACCAGAGAGAACGGUGUUGCAUCACCUUUUUGACUUGUUUGCCAUUCCAGAGACCAGACUGUGAACCUAACAACACCCAUCGUUAACGGAUAGCCUUCAAGAUUCCUCUCACUAUGAUCAAGCACAUAUCACAACUGAGAUCCAUGUGUGUUUUAUCCAGCUUAAUACACAUUGAAAUGAACAAACAGGCUGAUAAUGAAUAUGUUUUCCAAAAUAAGUGUACAUUAUGGAUGUCCAGUGGUCAAAUGUACCACUGAAUGGAAAUGUGUUGUUUCAUGGUGUCAGGCCCAUCUUUGUCUAUGUGUAAUAUUUCAUGAUGUUGAUAUUUUUUUACAUUUUCAAGAAUGAAUAAAUUUACA